GAACCUACAGUUGACAUGGGAAGAUACGACUUUGCCAGACUUAGCAUGAUAACGUGCCUAGCUUAGCUUCAAAUUCAAACACAUGGUGCCGGUUUAUAACGAAACUUCAUAAUCAAAACACAGCCUUUUCUUUUACCGUCCUGUAAACUACACACAGGGAGGCUGAUAUUCAUCCCUCCAGUUCCUAGGGAUCCCUCAGCCUGCCCUGAUGAAGGCCGAACAAGACGGAGACCUCCUGGAAGAGGACUCCCCUCAAGAGAAUGGAGUCCAGACAAACCAGUACAGCUCCAUCUCUCCUCCUGCCUCCCCUGUGGUGGAGGACGAACCCUUCUCCACGUACUUUGAGGAGAAGGUGCCCAUUCCAGAAAGUGUCAACCAGGCAUUCAGUUUCCGUAAACUCUGGGCGUUCACUGGACCAGGGUUUUUGAUGAGCAUAGCUUAUUUGGAUCCAGGAAACAUCGAGUCCGACCUGCAGUCUGGAGCUAAAGCUGGCUUUAAGCUCCUAUGGGUGCUCCUCGGUGCCACCAUCAUUGGCCUGCUGCUGCAGAGGUUAGCUGCACGUCUGGGCGUCGUAACAGGGAUGCACCUGGCAGAAGUCUGCAACCGCCAGUAUCCCACCGUUCCUCGGAUCCUCCUUUGGCUGAUGGUCGAAUUGGCAAUUAUUGGUUCAGACAUGCAGGAGGUCAUUGGCUGUGCCAUAGCUCUCAACCUUCUCUCUGUGGGCAGGAUCCCACUGUGGGCAGGAGUUCUCAUCACCAUCACAGACACAUUUGUGUUCCUGUUUUUAGACAAAUACGGCCUGAGGAAACUUGAGGCUUUCUUUGGCUUUCUGAUCACUGUCAUGGCUGUUAGUUUUGGUUAUGAGUAUGUGCUGGUAAAGCCAGACCAACCACAACUGCUGAAGGGGAUGUUUGUACCGUACUGUUCUGGCUGUGGACCUGUGCAGCUGGAGCAGGCAGUGGGAAUCGUAGGAGCUGUCAUCAUGCCUCACAACAUCUACCUGCACUCAGCGCUGGUCAAGUCCCGGGAAGUCGAUCGCAAAAAUAAGAAGGAAGUAAAAGAAGCCAACAAGUACUUCUUCAUCGAAUCAACUAUCGCUCUCUUUGUCUCUUUCCUCAUCAACGUCUUCGUUGUCGCAGUCUUUGCUCAGGCCUUCUACAAUAAAACCAAUAUGCAAGUGAAUGAAGAGUGCAAUGCCACUGGCAGCCCGCACACAGAUCUCUUCCCUCUGAACAACGACACACUGGAGGUGGACAUUUACAAAGGGGGGGUGGUGCUGGGCUGUUUCUUUGGCCCUGCAGCUCUCUACAUCUGGGCUAUUGGGAUCCUGGCAGCUGGACAGAGCUCCACCAUGACAGGCACUUACUCUGGGCAGUUUGUGAUGGAGGGUUUCCUGAACCUGCGAUGGUCUCGUUUUGCUCGGGUGCUGCUGACCCGCUCCAUCGCCAUCACGCCAACGCUGCUGGUCGCCAUUUUCCAGGAUGUUCAGCAUCUGACAGGGAUGAAUGAUUUCCUGAACGUGCUUCAAAGCAUGCAGCUUCCAUUUGCUUUGAUCCCAAUUCUGACUUUCACCAGUCUGAAAUCCAUAAUGAAUGACUUUGCCAAUGGAUUGGUGUGGAAGAUUUCUGGAGGCGUCGUCAUCCUGGUGGUUUGUGCAAUCAACAUGUACUUUGUGGUGGUUUACGUGACUUCGCUGAACAGCGUAGCUCUUUACGUUAUCGCUGCUCUCCUCUCCGUAGCCUAUCUGGGCUUUGUUGGCUAUCUGGUGUGGCACUGUCUGAUUGCGUUGGGGGUUUCCUGCGUGGACUGUGGCAGCAGGAUGCAGUUGGGAUUGUCGCGCCACACAGACAUUUACCUGCUGAACGAUAUGGACUCUGAUGCGCCGGUUGACAGAUGAAACAACAUGCUGUAACUCACCAGUAAAUGACCUGAGUGGGACCACGGCAGCUCGGCCAGUAUGUGCUCGUCUUCACCUCGGUGUCUGAAGUGUUUUAAAGUGUCCUUAUAGUACAGCCACAGAAGUCUGUUUAAAUCGGCGAUGGAUGUUGUCAAUCGGUUGCUUUUGGCAGACAAUCUGUUGCAGAAGAGUAACAAUAUUGAAAAAUGGUUAAAUAUCUCCAAUGGAAGACUGGACUAAAGUGCUGCCUUGGCUGUCACACAGUAAACUACAUCAUUGUAAAAUAGAAAACAGUGAUAGUUGCCAAUCAGCCCUACAGUCAUGAAGUUUCCAGUCAUGAAUGGGACACUGAACUGUCCUUAAAUUCAGAGAAACAGAGAAACAGUGGUGCACCAAUUUGGUUGUCCAUUAUAGCUACUAGGCUGCACAUUGUGCCACAUUAAAGGGCUCUUAGUUUGGAUUUUUUUAUACAUUUAACUUUUUGAUCUGUUUUAUCCGGUAUGAUCUAAAAACAAAAGAACAAACACCAAAGCUGCAAUAUGUUCCCAAUUUUUAUGUCUUUGUUGGGGACCAAGCAGCUUCCUGUUAUUCUAUUCAAUGCUGUGAUAAGAAUAGUCCUUUAGAUAUAAAUAUUAGAUUACAAAAUUGUCAUGAUUAAUAUAUGAAAUAUGUACACUUUAAAAAUAUAAAAGAUAUUUAUGUUUUAUUGGUCACACUGUUCCUGUGUUUUGUAUAACGUAUGAAAGAAUGACAGUUUUAUGUCACUUUCUGUGCAAAAUAUUUUAGGUCACAUUUUGCUCAUGGAGAUGUACACGUCUGUAUUUCCAAAUCUUUAUAAACUGUUCAUGAGGAUAUCAGAUCUUAGCAUGUUAUUAAAUUAAAACCAGAGAUUCAGCCUUUUUGAAACUCUUCACUGCAGUGAUAUUUAGAGAUGAUAUCAAAAAAGGCGGCAAACACAAACUUUAAGCUACAGAAUUACACAUAUGUCCGUUUUCAGCUUGUUUACAUUCCCAUUAAAUUAAUACUUGAGUUUCUGUCAUAAAUCUGCUGCAGAGGUUCAGUGUUAUGGAUCAGUGCAGGAGGCAGUAAUUCAAGUUUGAUCGGCUCAGCCAUUACUAUUUAGAUUUCACAUUCUUUAUUUCAUUUCAUUCUUCAGUUUCCUUCUCCGUUAAGGUUAGGCCAGUUUGUUUUAAGAGCUAUUUAUUUAUGUGUAGUUUCCACUUUUUAUAAAUGCUAUAUAUGUAGUUUUAAUGCAAGCUUUAUUUGAAUGCUUUUACUUUGUUUAGGUUAAAUGUUUUUUUGGGAGUUAUUGCAGUUAGCCUUUUUAGAAGCCAAAUGUGUGUAAAAAAUGCACUUUCCCCAAAAAAAAUAAAAAUACAGUUUUUGUUUGCUGAAAUUGAUGUUGAGGAAAAAAUUGGCAGCUGAAAUAAAACAAUGAGGUCACUAUUAGAGGUGUGCUGUAUUUUUGGUAGCAGUAUGAAACAUCCUGGGAAUUCCUGGAAAAGAUAUGUGUCAAUGGAGUUUGUAAUCGUACAAAAUAUGAACAUUUUUGACUGUUUCAAACGUAAAAGACAAGUGUUGGUUUUACAACAGAGUGCUAAUAUAACAAAUAUCUCUAAUUCUGACUCUUUUGUCUUCUGGUGCCCUUUAUUUACUUAGUACAGCAACUUUCCAACGCAGUGUGACAAGAUGUUUUCCAGAAAAUACAGUACAGAGAGGACACUAGACAAGAAAAAAAAUGCAUAAAAUAAUAUCAAAAAUCCGUCAAAGCACUUGAGAGGUGUGACUGCUGCUAACUAAACAAACCUUUCCCUCGACCAAAUAUCAAACUGCACUCGUACUGUAUGUUCUAAUUCCUGUGCAGACGACCACAGUGCCUCCUCUGAUCACCAACGUGCCUCAUUAGUAGGAUCUCCAGCAAACUAUUUAAAAUAAUAAUGACAAACCAGCACUUGAAUACAGAAAAAUGGGCCAAUAUGUAAUUAAAAAGUCAAAAAUUUCACACUGUAAGCUGAGUGAUUGAAUAUUGUUUUAAAUUCUGGAGGACCAUCCAUAGGAUCACAAGAUAUGCUAACCUGAUUUUGGGUGCCAUCAGGCAUACAUUUCUCUCCAUAUGAACCUCUGGCAGCGUUAUAAAACUGCUUCUAAGGGAAUUAGCUUAAAACAGACAUUGCAGAUGUUUAGUUGGCUGCUUUUAGUUGCAUAUUAAAGUACCAUAAAGAAUUUGGGAAAAACCUGUCAGAGACCAUUUUCUGGUUUCAUGUCCAGACAGAAAACUGCAGCUGUUCUACAUUGUAAGUUUUUUUUUUUCUGAAUUUAUGAAACUGAGCAGUAUUAAGACCAUCAGCCAGGAUGGUUUUCUGCUGUUUUGUUCAAAAGUUUUCUGUUUUUAAUGAUAGAUCAUCUGUAUUUUAUGUUUCAAUAUUGUAGAGUAAAAAAUAAUUUACAUAUUAUACCUUUAAAGGUGUUUUUUUUUUCCUUUUUUUAAAAAAACAAAACUAGAAAUAAAUUCAUCCCUGUGGUCUUUUUUAAAAAUAUCUUCAAGAAAAACACUGUUCACUCAUCUGGAGCUGCUCUUUAUUCUGUAUCCCUGAUCAACCUGAUGUUUGUGCUGCUUUUCCUGUAUUGUUGGAAAUUGUUUGGCACAGCAAUGGAAGGUGUGAAAUUGUUGCAGUAUGUAACUGUGUUCAUUGAUUGGAUCUUAAUAACAUCCAAGGUGACUGAAUGUAAAAAGUAUGCCAAACACUAUAAGACAAAAAGUCUCUUCUUGUCCAAUAAACUGAAAAGAAUUUGCAAUCAGAGCACUCUGGACUGUUUUCUCUUUUUUUGCAAUGCCCUAAUGGUUUACUGUUGCUGAGGAAUUAAAACUAUUUGAAGUAUCA
Amphiprion ocellaris (clown anemonefish) is the source of this 4779-nucleotide messenger RNA. Its product is annotated as natural resistance-associated macrophage protein 2-like. The record is from RefSeq and is a predicted model, not a curated record. Lineage: Eukaryota; Metazoa; Chordata; Actinopteri; Pomacentridae. Bases 209 to 1897 code for a protein of 562 amino acids. Gene Ontology annotation, biological process: metal ion transport. Gene Ontology annotation, cellular component: plasma membrane. Gene Ontology annotation, molecular function: iron ion transmembrane transporter activity; manganese ion transmembrane transporter activity; cadmium ion transmembrane transporter activity. The transcript has 17 exons.